GCGCCGAUGUUCGGUCUCUCCCUGCGGCUACCUUCUCGUCAGAAACCCUACGCAAGAAGCAGGCGGAGGUAGCUCAAGAUGGUGCAGCGUCUCACAUAUCGCAAGCGUCACAGCUAUGCUACCAAAUCCAACCAACAUAGGGUUGUCAAAACCCCAGGUGGUAAGCUCAUUUAUCAGAGCACUAAGAAGAGGGCCAGCGGCCCCAAGUGCCCUGUCACAGGCAAGAGGAUUCAAGGGAUUCCACACUUGAGGCCUGCUGAAUACAAGAGAUCAAGGUUACCUAGAAACCGAAGGACUGUGAACCGUGCAUAUGGUGGAGUUUUGUCUGGAGGUGCCGUUAGAGAAAGGAUCAUCCGAGCCUUCUUGGUUGAAGAGCAAAAGAUUGUGAAAAAGGUGUUGAAGAUUCAGAAGGCUAAGGAAAAGCAAGCCUUGAAGGGUUAAAGCUUGGGCAAAGAGCAAGAUAAGGAUCUUUUUUGAGGAUUUUUAGGCUUGGGUGAUUAUAAAUAUCACAAUAUUUUAUUAGAGUCUUUCCCAUGUGGGGAUUAUGUUUCUUUUGCAUGUUUGAACUCAUUCUAGAGCAAUUAACUUUGUCGACAACUCCAUUAUGAUACAGUUUUGUCUCAGUUUCCUCUCA
Molecule: messenger RNA, 634 nt
Organism: Prosopis cineraria
Lineage: Eukaryota; Viridiplantae; Streptophyta; Magnoliopsida; Fabales; Fabaceae
Product: 60S ribosomal protein L34-like
Exons: 4
Coding region: 79-441 (120 amino acids)
Biological process (GO): translation; ribosome biogenesis
Cellular component (GO): cytosolic large ribosomal subunit; ribosome
Molecular function (GO): structural constituent of ribosome
Source: RefSeq, a predicted model, not a curated record